Molecule: messenger RNA, 2227 nt
Organism: Myxocyprinus asiaticus (Chinese sucker)
Lineage: Eukaryota; Metazoa; Chordata; Actinopteri; Cypriniformes; Catostomidae
Product: rho guanine nucleotide exchange factor 39-like
Exons: 12
Coding region: 114-1406 (430 amino acids)
Biological process (GO): positive regulation of cell migration
Cellular component (GO): plasma membrane
Molecular function (GO): guanyl-nucleotide exchange factor activity
Source: RefSeq, a predicted model, not a curated record
AUAAACCGGAACUUCUGAGAAAGUAAGAAAAAGCGCCUGCAUUCAAUUUGAAAAUAACGAACUGCAUCAGGUAGCAACACUGAUCUGGAGUCAGUACCCUUAACUGAUCGGUCAUGAGUUUUGCUCCAAGUCCGUUCACCCCCAUGGGCAGCCGCAGCAUUCAGGAGCAGCGGGACCGCUGGGAGAGGAAGAGGCUUCGCACAGCCCGCGAGCUAGUCCAGACCGAACAAAGAUACUGUGAACAGUUGGAUCUGGUCGUCAUGUACUUUGUGGAGAUCUUGAAGGCCAAAGGAACCCUCAGGCAGGACAUUAGUGAAAGCAUCUUCAGUUCAAUUAAAUCCAUUCAUUUAAUAAACCAGACACUACUCGCCCAUCUAGAAGAGGAGAGGUUUGGUGUCGGGUUUGAGGAGUUCUGCACUCACCUCCAGCUGUACAAUACUUAUGUUGACAACAUCCUGACGGCUAAAAAAGUUCUUAUGGUUCAGGUAAAGAAGAACAAAGCCUUCAGACGGUUUAAGAAGCUCCAGGAGUCAAGGCCUGAGUUCCAUCAGCAGAAACUAGAGGACCUGCUUCCACUCCCCCUCCAGCGCAUCCAGCAGUACAAUCAUCUCUUGAGGGACUUGACAGGGAACACCAGUCCAGACAACCCGGAGUUUCAGCAGCUUUCAAAAGCAGUGAAGGCCAUCUCAGAAGUCACCCAGCGGAUCCAGGACAACGCUCGAAGCCAUGAGAACUAUCUGCAGCUGCGCAGAGUCCAGAAACAGCUGAAGGGCCGAAAGACCAGAAUCCUGGCUCCAGGAAGGUGGUAUAUUCGGGAAGGUUGGCUGAAGACGGUGCCCCCUAAAGGCACAGAGGCCAAGCCCAAGAUGUUCUUCUUAUUUUCGGACAUCCUGCUCCAGGCCAAGCCAUGCAGUCCCAUACACCCAGUCAAUGGGGACAAGUUUGCUAGCCAGCGAGUCUACCCGUUGAAAGAGUGCACAGUGGACAAAGUCUUUGGGCACACCAAGAGCCAGGGAGGACUUAUUAGUUUGACCUUCGCCAGGGCCAAACUGCUCCUGAUGUCUGAUGAUCAGGAGGAUAUCAAUGAUUGGUACCGUAGCCUCUGCAUGGCCAUAGGGCAGCUGAAGACAAAAAAUACAGCGGUGCACAGGAGAGAAGAACUGCGCAGGAAGCCGAUCAGAUCAGAUCCAGAUAGUAAGAACAGUCCAGAACUCCAGCAAGCAUGUGGAAUUAAAAGGACCAUGAUGUUUGAUGAACAGGUUAGGGAGCACAGUGAGGUUCACAGCAGCAGUGCCAUGCCUUCAGUGGGGGAGAACAGCCACAGUGCAACCAAGAGGUUAAAGCCUAAUGAAGCUCCAUCUGCAAGACCACAGGAAUCGUCUGGAUCGAGCUGUUUGAUUCUGUGAGGACCUGGCCUGAAGACACAGGUGGAGAGGACGUCCCAAAUGUGAUCUGGGGUAGAAUGAAUGCAGUGCACAUUUACUUGUUAUAGUUGUUUAAAGCACAUAUACUUUUCGCCUUUUUAAAGGUAAAAUAUUUGUACACUGUGAUGUCUAAUUUGGGUGUAAUACUGUGCAUAAUGUGUCUGAUUUUAACUCAUUGCCACCUAACUAAUUCAUAAGUAAAUUCAAACUCACACACACACAUACAGAAAACACACAAGAAUGCGUGUUGUACCAGAUUAUUUUUAAAGUCAAUUACUUGGCCAGACUUUAUAUUAUUGAUAGCGUGGAACAAAUACAUUUUAUGGUAAUAUAAUUUGUAUCAUGAUUUAAGGUUUUGGUGCAAUAUGACUUUGACUUGCACAAGAUUUUUAACACUGGAUUUUAUACUGAAUGAAUUAUGAUGAUACUCUACAAUAUAUAAUAAAUGCAAACGAAAGCUGAAGUGCUUACUGCUCUAUGAUAUGUAUUAUAUUUUUAAUUCUUGCUUGUGUUAUACACUGUUUUCUGCCAGACUUAUUUAAUGUGUUGAAGGGGGUUUUAUUUUUACUGAAAUCUGUUACACUGGUCAAUAUUAUGUUAUUAUUGCAUAUGAAUUAAUAAAAGCCCAGUGAUUUGGUGUGAAGUUCUGUUAAAACCAUUUCUUUUGUAUGGCAACUUCAGUGUCAUGUUUGUCGAGGUGUUGACCACCUUAUUUCCUUGAAGUUUAAAUAUUUUUAACUAAUAAUGCUUGUAAAAACCAUAAAAAUUUAAUAAACGCAUUGAGCAGACUAACCUGAAAAUAA